Molecule: messenger RNA, 951 nt
Organism: Hydractinia symbiolongicarpus
Lineage: Eukaryota; Metazoa; Cnidaria; Hydrozoa; Anthoathecata; Hydractiniidae
Product: neuropeptide FF receptor 2-like
Exons: 1
Coding region: 1-951 (316 amino acids)
Biological process (GO): G protein-coupled receptor signaling pathway
Cellular component (GO): membrane
Molecular function (GO): G protein-coupled receptor activity
Source: RefSeq, a predicted model, not a curated record
AUGAAUGAAACGUGCGUGAAAAUAUUCAAGAAAAAUUUCUCCGUCACUCUAAAUGUUCUUCUCCUUUUGAUUGUUUAUGUUUGUGCGAUUGUGUUUAUAUUGUUUUCUAAUAUCCUGAUGAUUAUUGGCACCAUCAAGUUAAACAAACAUCUUUCAUUAUCGAAGAAGUUAUUUUUAUGUCAGUCUUUUUCCGAUUUAGUCACUGGCAUUUUAACAGUCCCGAUUCAAAUCGGAAUGGUUAUCAAUGGAUCAAAGAGCAAUUGCACUUUAGUAUCCAUCCAAGCAUUUUUUAAUGCAUUUUCACCUAGCUUGUCAAUGAUGUUAUUAAUGGUAAUAUCUCUAUUUCGUUACGCACUGAUAACAAAGAAUUCCAAAGCAAUGAAAUUAACAUCACCGUCAGCAGUGAAAUUUAUUCUAAUUAUCCAAGUGUUGUUUUCGUUGUGUUACGCAUGCUGGUAUUGCUAUAUUUCACGCUUGACUCGCCAAUUACAUCACGUAAUUUUCUUGAUAUUUUCAUCCGCUUAUGUGAUUUGUAUCGUUACUGGCAUGAUUGUUAUAAAUUUGCGAUUGUUAUUUCACAUCAACAAAACAAGCAAGAACAGUGCGUUACGUAAAAAUUCAAACAUCAUUCAAUACCAUACAAAAGCCACUAAAACCAUACUUAUUAUAACAGUCGUGGCUAUACUAUGUUAUUUGCCACUUAUUAUUUUAUUUCCAUUUGUUGGAUUUCUAAUUGUCACUAAUGAUCCUCGUAGCCAUUAUUAUAACUAUAUGCUUCCUUGGGCGCAUGCACCCAUUGUGUAUAAUUCUGGCAUCAAUUCUAUCGUAUAUAUAUCCCGGAAUGGUGGCGUAUUAAAAUAUAUGAAAAUGUUUUUCACAAAAACUGUUGCCCAAGACAAUUUUUCAAAUGAUAGGAAUUCCUGUGGCCGAUUGAGUUGUCCUGAUAAAUAA